AUGUCGUCCGACGAAGCAUCUGCAGAAGCAUUGGUUCAAGAAGAAAUCAAGCAGAUUACGUUGAGAAUCAAGCUUCCAGCUUGUAUUUCCAAUGAAGAAGACUUAGAAGUUCCAUCAUUGUUGAACGAAACGUUAGCUGAUAUAAGGGAAACGUUAAAUCUUUCGGCUGCUACUCAGAAUUUGACUAAUUUUAAUGUUUUCUACCAAGACGUGAAUCUCAGUGAAAAUUUUGAUGAUUUGGUUCCAUUGAAGGACAUUUUGAGCGAAUUGGGUGUUGGCGAAAUCGAUAAGUUAAACUUGGUAUUGAAGGAAAAACCAUACAACUUGGCUGCUAUCUAUGACCACUUGAACAAGUUUAGAGAGGUUAUUGGUUUGCACUUCAUUGACAAGUACAGUUCUGAGUUUGGUGUUUUGAGUGGUGUUUCGAAGUUCGGUGACCUUGACUUGCACGAAGUUAAAGAAACCGAACCGGAAACCCAAGACAAUAAGAGCAAAGAAACUGAUGAAGUCAAGAACACAAGCGAUGAUGCUGAAAAUUCCGAGGAGAAGAAACCAGAAAUCGUGUUUACGGCUGAAGAAAAACAGCAAAUAAGCAAAAUCACAGAUGAAUUGAUUUCUGGAAACACUCCAAGUUUGGUUGAAUUCGGGACUUUUAACAACGUUACUGGGAAUAUCAAGACUCCAGUUAAGUCUUUGACUAUUUCACAGUGGUCUCCUGUACCGUCAUAUCAGAAAUUAAAGGGUGACUUGUUAUAUAUUACGUUACAAACCUUAGAAAAUGAGACUUUCAAUAUUACAUGUCAUCUUUCUGGGUUUUUGUUAACAAAUCCUCUACUAUUAACUUCAACCCUUCAAUUAAAAUGA
Molecule: messenger RNA, 864 nt
Organism: Debaryomyces fabryi
Lineage: Eukaryota; Fungi; Ascomycota; Pichiomycetes; Serinales; Debaryomycetaceae
Exons: 1
Coding region: 1-864 (287 amino acids)
Biological process (GO): intracellular distribution of mitochondria
Cellular component (GO): cytoplasm
Molecular function (GO): mRNA binding
Source: RefSeq, a predicted model, not a curated record